This is a messenger RNA of Grus americana (Whooping crane), 5750 nucleotides long. RefSeq names its product nuclear receptor subfamily 4 group A member 3 (gene NR4A3). Gene Ontology annotation, biological process: regulation of transcription by RNA polymerase II; cellular response to corticotropin-releasing hormone stimulus. Lineage: Eukaryota; Metazoa; Chordata; Aves; Gruiformes; Gruidae. The record is from RefSeq and is a predicted model, not a curated record. Bases 2352 to 4181 code for a protein of 609 amino acids. The transcript has 6 exons. Gene Ontology annotation, cellular component: nucleus; transcription regulator complex. Gene Ontology annotation, molecular function: nuclear glucocorticoid receptor binding; RNA polymerase II cis-regulatory region sequence-specific DNA binding; nuclear receptor activity.
UGGGUGGACUGUUAGUGUCCCUGUGAGGAGCGCAGCUUGCUCGGCGUUAAACUGGGCAUCCCUUCUGUCAAGCUCUAGCACAGAUAGCAGAAUAAUAAGGUAAUAGCGCUGAAUGUCCCUACUCUGAUUUUUUUUACCCAUUCAUUAGGGCUUUGAUGACAGGUUGCUCUUCAAUGCGCCUCCUGUGGGGCUUUUUUUUUAAUAUUGUUGGGUAAAGAAGAAAAAAUCCCAGGUUAUUUACUUUGUAGGGUAAUUAAUAUUGGUGCCUUAAGUGGAAAAGUAGGGGUUAGAAUUAGUCAGUCGAAUGCACUGGCAAAGGGCGAGGUAGGAGGAGUCCCACAGACCAGACCUUUAGGUUAGGGAUAUUUUUUCUGUUCUCAGGUCAGACUUAUUUUAGACUUCUGUUUUCUUACUCCACUUUGCACAGAAUUCAGUGACAUAACCCUGUUAUACUCAGAAAAAAAAAGGCAGAAAAAAAAAGCAUAAUGAUGUGUUUGCCUGAACUCCUGCUCGUUUUCUGAGCUAGCAAAAAAGCCUUUUUCCUUCAUAAGGUUGUGUAUCAACACAUCCACUUGUGACAUUAUCUGUCCGCUCAUGCAGUUGUGUUCCUCAGUCAGUUCUCAGUGGAGGUGCAUGGAAGGAAAUUCUUUCCCUUUUUAUUUGAUUAAGCACUGAUCAGUAUGUUUUAACAGACGGUCCUGAGACUAACAAAUGAUAGUAAUAGGGCUGGCCAUGAAAUGUGUGUGCGUGGAAUGGCAUGGACAGAAAUUGAUAAGAAAAAAAGAGAACGGUAGAAAAAGACAUAAAUAACAUUGAGAGGCAAGGCUUGUGAAAGACUUGUCCUGCUUUUUCCUUUAAGUAUUUGGAUUUACAAGCAAGAAGAUCUUAAUUUCAGAAAACGGUGCUAUUUUUUCUCAGUUGUUAAUGUUUUCUCGAGAAGAAGAAAGAUCUGAAUGGUUUGUAGCAGUAUGAUAAUUGAAAUCUAGUGCUUAGUUUAAAUAUGUUUAUCUGCAAAGCAGGCAGGGAAGAAUUAAAAGUUGAUCUAACACAAAUUCUUUGAAUUCCUGUGUGUCAGGCUCAAGUGAAAAUUUAAAAAUUGUGAGUGGAGUUCUUAAAAUACUGAGGAAAACUCCAUUAUUUUUAACACAGCUGUUUGGGUUUUUUUAAUAAGAAUUGUUUAUCAAUGCUUCUGGAAUAUAAAUUACCACAAUUAAGAAAAGAUGAACUGCACUUAAUUUGGAUAUACAUUUUCUCCAUAUUUUCUUUUCUCUUUACAAAAGAAUUUAUGUUAAUCUAUGCAUUUUAUUCCUCUGUUGUGGAACCGUAACACACCACACACUUUUAGUUUAGGUUGCAAAUAUUGGGCUACAAUCUCACAGUGUUUGGUCAGGCAAACAUCAAAUGGAUUGCAGAAUUGGGUCCAUUAUUUCCUGAGAGCAGCAAAGGAAAUAGCAGACUAGCAGGAAAAGUGAAAGGAAAAAACAAAAUCAAAUCUUUAUAGCCAGGCUCUAUGUUGCUUCAGCCAUCCCAACUAUUAGUGAACCACAUGAACUUUUAUGACUAAUUAGUAAAAACAGUUAUAUUAGCAGCCUCAACCUUGCUUUCCCAUAAAAACAGACACAGAAAUACCACAUAUUUUUACUCUUACAUUUUUGCAAAUUUAAGAAUAUGUUGUACCACCCACUUUUUUUUAGGAGAAUGUUCUACCACAGAUAAACCUUAAAACUACUACUUAGACAGCAACCUUAAAUUAUUAGCUGACCAGAAAUACACUUCAAAGGCCCAGAGUUGAGUAAGCAAAAAAUUGAUGUAUGCAAGUCCUAAGUAGCAAACACUGUGAUUUGAGUUGUUCCUCUGACAUGCACUGCAGAUGCUGUUUCUUUUAAAAUAAUUUUCAAUAUUAUGCAUUUGAUAAUCUCGUUUACCCUUCAUGAAAAUUUUAUGGCACAGUUGCACGCAUACAGAGCUAGAUUUAGAGCCAUAAACUGUUUUCAUUCUGCUUAUCUAAUUCUCAUUGACACCUAUGUAUAUUAAGCAGCAGAUGUAGGGCAGCUUGAGAUGGAUUCUUCUCUCACUGACACUGGUAUAAAUUUGAGUUGCUCCCACAACUAGAUGAGAGCAGGUUCUCUAAUGCCUAAUGCUUAGUUGAUGCCCAAUGCAUAUUUCUUGUUGAAAGGCAAAGACUUGAGGCUAAUUUAUAUGUCCCCUGUCCAGGCGAGGAUGGGAGUCAGGUGUCUUAACCGAGCUCCGUGAAAUGUGGGAAAGCUUCUAGGAAAGAAGUUCGCAAGGACCUGGGCCGCGUCUUUGGCACACUGGGCUUGCUGUUAACGUCCCCCUUUGCCCUUGCAGAUAUGCCCUGUGUGCAAGCGCAGUAUAGUCCUUCACCGCCCAGUUCAAAUUAUGCAGCUCAGACCUACGCGUAUGGCUCGGAGUACGGCUCGGAGAUCAUGAACCCUGACUAUGCCAAGCUGACCAUGGACCUGAGCAGUACCGAAAUCACCGCCACUGCCACCACCUCCCUUCCCAGCUUCAGCACCUUUAUGGAGGGUUACUCCGGCAGCUAUGAGCUCAAGCCUUCCUGCCUCUACCAAAUGCAAUCUGCCUCCUCCGGCCAGAGGCCCCUCAUAAAGAUGGAAGACACCCGUCUCUCCCCGUACCAGCCCUCACUGCCACCCUCCACGGACGAGGGGAUGCCCAGCACUUCCAUGUACUUCAAACAAUCUCCGCCCUCCACGCCCACCACGCCCGGCUUCCCCUCUCACCAGAACCUGUGGGACGAGCCCCCGCUGCAGCCCACGCAGACCUGCCUGCCGCCCGGCCACCUCAUGGACACUGCUCCCAUGAAGACCGUGCCUCCGCGCUUCCCCCUCUUCCACUUCAAGCACUCGCCCCCCCACACGCCGGCCGUGGCCGCCCACAUGUGCUACGACCCUGCCUCCCUGAGCCUGCCCCUGGGCUCCGACAGACCCGCUGCCAGCCAGGCACCCAUGGAGAGCCAUUCCUACGGGCUUCACCUGGCCAAAAGACCAGCCACCUUAGCCUUCUCACCGCUCGGCCUCAAUGCAGCCACCUCCAGCCUGAUGGGUGAGAGCAGCGCCGGCGGCAGCAGCGGCCUCCCAUCUCCACCCAGCAGGAGCUCCUCGUCCGGGGAAGGCACCUGCGCCGUCUGUGGGGAUAAUGCCGCCUGCCAGCACUACGGGGUACGGACGUGCGAGGGCUGCAAGGGCUUUUUCAAGAGAACAGUUCAGAAAAAUGCAAAAUAUGUUUGUCUGGCAAAUAAAAACUGUCCAGUGGACAAGAGACGUCGUAACAGAUGCCAAUACUGCCGGUUUCAGAAGUGUCUCAGCGUCGGCAUGGUUAAAGAAGUUGUCCGUACCGACAGCCUGAAAGGGAGAAGAGGUCGGCUGCCUUCCAAACCAAAGAGCCCCUUACAGCAAGAACCCUCUCAGCCCUCCCCGCCUUCUCCUCCCAUCAGCAUGAUGAACGCCCUUGUACGAGCUUUAACCGACUCCACGCCCAGGGAGCUUGACUAUUCAAGAUACUGUUCCACUGAUCAGGCUGCUGCAGGCACAGAUGCAGAACAUGUACAACAGUUCUAUAAUCUUCUGACUGCCUCCGUUGACAUAACUAGAGGCUGGGCAGAAAAAAUCCCAGGAUUUACUGACCUCCCCAAAGAAGAUCAGACAUUACUCAUAGAAUCAGCUUUUUUGGAGCUGUUUGUACUAAGACUCUCCAUCAGGUCUGAUACUGCUGAGGAUAAGUUUGUAUUCUGCAAUGGACUUGUGCUUCAUAGACUUCAGUGCCUUCGUGGAUUUGGGGAGUGGCUCGACUCUAUUAAAGACUUUUCCUUAAACUUAAAGAGCCUUAACCUUGAUAUCCCAGCCUUAGCAAGUUUAUCAGCUCUAACUAUGAUUACAGAACGACAUGGAUUAAAAGAACCAAAGAAAGUGGAAGAGCUAUGCAACAAGAUCACAAGCAGUUUGAAAGAUCACUUAACUUUCAGUUGCCAAAACAAAGGACAACCGCUUGAGUCUGCAGAGCCGAAGGUACUGGGUGUUCUGGCUGACUUGCGUUCUCUCUGCACACUGGGACUGCAGCGCAUCUUUUACCUGAAACUGGAAGAUUUGGUGCCAGCCCCUUCCAUUAUCGACAGGCUGUUUCUGGACACCUUACCCUUCUGAGUCAAACCACCCUCCCGAAAGGCAAACGCCCACCAGAGCAGGCAAACGGAUCGUGACUUACAGCUAACAUUUCUGCCCUCACUUAACAGAAAAGCAGCUCCGAGGCUAAAAUGAGGUCUUUUCUGGCGCUUUGUCCUUACAACCUGAGGCCUGAGACUUAACUGGCUUACUGGUUUGGGGUUGUGUUCUUUGUUUUCUUUUGUGUGAUUUGGGUUUUUUAAAUGGCUAAUAUGGCACUUUUGGACAAUGCUAUCCCAGCAGCAGUAAAAGGUUAACACGACUGUUUUAAAUCUGUUGUUUAACACCUCAUGGUAUAUGAGGGAUAAAAUUGUAGAAGCUGUGGUUGAAAACAAGAACAGCGAAUAGUUGUUUGCCAGGGUAGUAUGUGUUUUGUGAGGAUACCUUUAGCAUACUUCCUGCAUCAAGGGCACAUACAUCAGCACAAUCUAAACAAAAAUCCACUUUUUUAGCAAAGUACAUUCAAUUGAACAUUUCAUACAAAUCAAAUAUAGCAAAAUGACAAUGGCUGUUAGCUCCCAUGUUCAAGUGCAAUUUUUUAAAGUGCUGUCUUACUAAGUCUUGUUUAUUAACUAAUUUAUUUUACUAUGAAAACAAACGGAAGAAAUCAAGUGAGAAAAUCACAUGCACUAACUUACCUGACAGAGUUUUCCAAACUUGACUCCAUGUAGCGCGACUUAUUGACAAUUGUAUGUGGAAGACACGGGAGCAAUUGUGGCUCAGUUGUUCCUUAGCUAAGGAAAUCCGAGUAAGUAGUGAUUGGAGCAUACAGGGUCAGCAUCAGGGAUAGUUCGGUUUUAGACUUCUAACAGAAGCGACUAGCUAGUAAACGGACAGAAGAUGGUUUUCAAGAACAAGCAAGUCUUGUAAAAUAGUAUGAAUGUAAGUGCUAGGAAGGAUAUAGUGGGCUGCGUUUAAACAUUCCGUGUUCGUACUCCUUUUUGUAUGUUUAUACUGUUGAUGCCAUAUUAAUAUGAAAUAAUUUGUUGCAUAGUGUCUUUAUUUGUAUAAAUGUUUGUAUGCAUGGUAUAUUGUAAUGGCUUUGCCUGUAUUUAUUGCAAUGACUGCCAGCUCAUGGGAGCCCUGUUACAGACGAUAACUAAAUGGGGUGUUCACACUGACUCAGAUACACCAGUUGGAAAACUAUAUACAUAUAUAUAGCGUGUAUAUAUAUAUAUGUAUAUACCUAUAUUUGUGUGCGCGUGUGUGUGCGCGUGUCUUUUUCUUAACCAUUUGUAUAUAAAAUAUCUGUCAAAUCACAAGCAGAGUUAUUUUACAGUUUAUUUGCAGUGACUUCUAAGGCAGUACUGUUUAGCACUUUGAUAUUAAAAUCUUGCUCAUGUUUUGCUAAAUUCAAAUAAUAUUUAAAAAGUUUAGUUCUAAAAAACUUUAUAUGCACUGUAUUAAGUCAAAAUUUUGUUGGUCAUUUUGCUAAGGAAAUUUUUGAAUGUCAACCUGAUGUCACUGUAUCUUUUGUUAGCUUUAAACAUUCUAGCUUUUGUCUUUUUUUAAACUAUGCUGUUUAUAUGGAAAUUAAAUUAUACAAUCAAA